ACGAGGUCUAUCGAUACGUUGAUGCAGAAUUUUAAAAAGAGGUUGACAGUAGCACUAGUUCUCGGACUCAUUGAGGAGAAGCGAGUGUAGGAGCAGUGAACCCGUUUGCAGGUUAUGACUAACCGGGGCUAAUUACGUAUCUUAAACAAUACGGAAUAUUUGAAAAAAAAAUAUUUUUGACAAAACGAAACUUCUUGUCGAAAAGAGCUCAUUAUCAGAUAUUUUUGGACAACAUAGAAGAAAUGGCCAUUGCUGCGCUUUUGCUAAUUCUUAUUUUUGUUGGCUUCGGUCAAGCAGAGAUUCGUAGUGCUGCCUUCAAAAUGACGGCGGAGUAUCGCCAGCAGGGUGGGGUGUCUCAAUCGCUAGGAGGCCACUCAAGAGAGGACUGUUCCAUGGUCUGCUUGGUUGAUAUGUCGUGUGUUGGAAUAAACUACCACCAGGGUACUGGAGUAUGUGAAACAUAUGGUAGCAGCCUGCCCGCCAAAAUAGGUGGAAACGCGGCGGGUUGGGUGCAUUUAGCUCGUCUUGGGAUAAAUCUUGAAAGUUGCUACUUCAUCCAUGGACCGUACGGGUGUCUCGUACACCAUACAUUCAAUGAUGAAGCUGUGUGGUCAUCAAGACGAAUCACCGGAGCAAAUGUCAGAGCUGGGCUCUGGACUGAUAGCAUACAGUUUGAAUAUAGCGGCAUCCCCGGACAGAAGGCGGGAGGUGAUGGUGGUGCCCUGAAUACCAUGCAAUUUGCUGAGGACGAAUUUAUUACAAGGGUCGUCAUCACUCUCCGAACUAAUUACUGUCUUCAGUCGCUGACUUUCCACACCAACCUUGCGACCUACGGCCCUUAUGGAGUUCCCGAAGGACGACCAGAGACUGUGGUCGACUUCUCCAGCGAAAGCAGAUUGAGGUACAUUUCGGGACGCUACGCAACCUCCCUUAACGCAAUAGCGUUCCACGAAGAGGUAGAGUGCGGGCAGUGA
This is a messenger RNA of Lingula anatina, 974 nucleotides long. RefSeq lists its product as uncharacterized. Lineage: Eukaryota; Metazoa; Brachiopoda; Lingulata; Lingulida; Lingulidae. The record is from RefSeq and is a predicted model, not a curated record.